Molecule: messenger RNA, 2995 nt
Organism: Cheilinus undulatus (humphead wrasse)
Lineage: Eukaryota; Metazoa; Chordata; Actinopteri; Labriformes; Labridae
Product: gastrula zinc finger protein XlCGF57.1-like
Exons: 2
Coding region: 115-2001 (628 amino acids)
Biological process (GO): regulation of transcription by RNA polymerase II
Cellular component (GO): nucleus
Molecular function (GO): RNA polymerase II transcription regulatory region sequence-specific DNA binding; DNA-binding transcription factor activity, RNA polymerase II-specific
Source: RefSeq, a predicted model, not a curated record
UAAGCACAGUUAGCAUGUUUGGAUGAUCUAGCGUCCUUUAGGAGCAGUUUGAUGCUCUAAAAGUGAUCAGAUUUGACUUUUCUCCUCCUUCUUUGACUCUUAGAUGUUGUUAACAUGUCCGGGUUUGUUAAAGAGUUACUCCGCCGGAGGCUGAUGGAGCUGUCAGGACAAACAACAACAUGUGGAUCAGAAAAGGAGCUCCACCGACAAAGAAAUGAGCAGGGUGUGAAUUUAACACCUGAACGAAAACUUCAGAGAUCAGGAUUUCCUGUGGAGAUACAACAGCCUUUGGUGAGUAAAGAAGAUAUUCUCCCUGAGCAGAAGAAGAGGAGCUCUUGUCUAAACCAGGAGAUUACCAAGUCUACCCGCAUUAAAGAGGAACCAGAGGAACUGUGGAGCAGUCAGGAGGGAGAGCAGCUUCAAGAGCCAGAGGAUGAUGAUAUAAUCAAGUUCACUUAUUUUCCUGUCCCUGUGAAGAGUGAGGAUGAUGGCGAGAGGCCUCAGUCCUCACAGCCUCAUCAGAAACAAGCUGAAAAGAUGGAAAAAGGAGCCUAUGGAGAGGACUGUGUAGAAGCUGUAGCAGUCAGAGACUUUGACCCUGAGGAUGAUUUACACCCAGGGACUGAAGUCAAGCCUGAAGACUUCUCUGACCCAGAGACUGAUGACAGUGCUGACUGGAGGAAGACAACAGAGCAGCAGCCAGUUGAAAAACCAGUGGACAAAGUCAAAAAGAAGAGAAGAAAGAGAAAGAAAUCACAUUACUGCUCUCAGUGUGGUAAAGGGUUUAUCCAAAGAGGACAUCUAGUAGCUCAUAUAAGAGUUCACACUGGAGAAAAACCAUACAGCUGCUCUGACUGCGGUAAAAGGUUCAAGCAACAAGGCCAUCUGACUGAACACAUGAAAACUCAUGAAGGAGAGAAACCCUUCAGCUGUUCAGAGUGUGGUAAAAUGUUUAAGCAAAGUGUUCAGCUAACAGAUCACAUGAGAAUUCACACAGGAGAGAAACCGUUUGGUUGCGCCGAGUGUGGUAAACGGUUUAAUUACAAAAGGAGUAUGGCGAGACACAUGGCAGAGCACACCAGAGGAGAUGUAUUCACCUGCUCUGAAUGUUGUAAAGAAUUUAGCCAUAAAUAUUAUCUGACACAACACAUGAAGAUUCACUCAGGAGAGACACCCUGCAUCUGCCCUCUAUGUGGUAAAGGAUUUAAACUUGAAGGAAAUCUGGCGCAACAUUUGAGAAGACACUCAGGAGAGAAACCCUUCAGCUGCUCUGAGUGUGGAAAAAGAUACAACCUUAAUGGCAAUCUUAAAAAGCAUAUGAGAAUUCACACAGGAGAGAAAAUAUACAGCUGCUCAGAGUGUGGCAAAAAAUUUGGUAAACUUAGUGGUAUGACCAGGCAUAUGGUAGUUCAUACCAGAGAGAAACCAUUCACCUGCUCUGAGUGUGGUAAAAGCUUUAGCCUUAAAGAUAAUAUGAAGAAACAUAUGAGAAUUCACACAGGAGAGAAACCCUACAGCUGCUCUGAGUGUGGUAAAAGAUUUAACAAACAGGGUAAUCUCAUCCAACAUAUGUAUGUCCACACUAAAGCGAACCCAUAUGGCUGUGCUGAGUGUGGGAAAAAAUUUAACAGAAAGUCCUAUCUGGCACUUCACAUGGCAAAUCACCGAGGAGAGAAACUCUUCAGCUGCAAAGUUUGUCAUCAAAGGUUUUCUUGGCGUUUUCAGUUACGAAUUCACAAGUGUGUUGGUGGUCAGGCUUCAGAACCUCUUCAAGACCAGACUGAGGAGAAAAGAGAGGCUGAAAUAGGAGCUGGUGGAGAGGACUGCAGAGAAUCAGAGGAGGCCUGGAGCUUAGAUACAGAGAGACAUUUACAACAUGAGAUUGAGGUCAAGAUUGAUGACUUUUCUGAACCUGACAUGAGCCACAGUGGUGAUGAUGAUCAGGAGACGGAGGAGUAUACCAUGACGCAAGCUCAAGAUACCCACAAUGUCUUUGAGUGAUUAGGAUAAACAAAGCAUAAAGCUCCAGCUGGAGUUCCACAAAAGAUGACUUUUACUGGUUUAUGAUGAGGUGAGACUGAAAUAAUAAGAGGAAAUGAUGAAUACUCUAAGCUAUUAUGGUGAAGAAUGGCACUGUUGCUAAAAUUUAAAGCAGUCGAAUCAGAUUAAAAGCCUGAUGAGAACAACUAUGCAUCAUGUGAACACAUCAGAUAGAAGAUUCUGAUCCAAAACAACCCAUACGGAACAGAGAUUUUAUUUGGACAGAGUGGACUGUUUAUGUUGGUUGUUGUAUCAAUCUGUGUCUAUGUGCGCACCUCUUUGAACAUGUCUUCCUGUCUAGGGUUAAACUGCUUUCACUGCUCAUGUCUGAUGGACCCCCUGCUGAUGUUGCUGUUCUAUCACCUGCAGAAAAAAAAGCUUUAUCACUGAUCAGUGGUAAAACCCUGGUAAACAUAUUGCUUGAAACAAUGAAGUUGAAUCAUUUUGAAAUACAGUAAUAGAAAAACAAGAGUGACUGAAAGUAAAAAUGGAGUAGUAAAUGCACAGAGGGGCAUCAGUUCUGUUUAAACUAGAUACUGAUCCAAAGAAAAAUGUUUGAGACAUUAAAACACACAGCUGACUUGUCGUGCUUUACACAACCAACUCCAAAAAAGUUGAGACACCAUUUAAAUUGUGACUAAAACAGAAUACAGUGAUUUGAAAACCUUUCUAACGUAUAUUCAGUAUUCAGCACAAAGUUGAGCAAGAUAGUGUUUAAGCUGAUAAACUUUACUGUUUUUGGAAAUAUAUAGUCUGCAUUUGAUGCCUGUAACCCAUCCCAAAAAAAGCUGGGACAAGCACAUGUUUACAACUGUGUUACAUCUUUUCUUCUAACAACACUAAGCACUUGAGGACUGAAAACACUAAUUGUGCUCAGUUUACAUCUUGAGUUACUAAACAGUAUAAGGUUUUCUUUGUUGUAGUUUGAGCUUCAUAAUACACUAUAUAUUGUCAA